This is a messenger RNA of Agrilus planipennis (emerald ash borer), 1885 nucleotides long. RefSeq names its product RING finger protein 37 (gene Ubox5). The record is from RefSeq and is a predicted model, not a curated record. The transcript has a single exon. Gene Ontology annotation, biological process: protein polyubiquitination. Lineage: Eukaryota; Metazoa; Arthropoda; Insecta; Coleoptera; Buprestidae. Gene Ontology annotation, cellular component: nucleus. Gene Ontology annotation, molecular function: ubiquitin-ubiquitin ligase activity; ubiquitin protein ligase binding. The coding region runs from base 439 to 1734 and encodes 431 amino acids.
AUCCGAAACUUCAUUCCAUCUCUUUCUUUUGUUGUAUCACAAUUCUGGACAUGUCCAUUAGUAAACGUCGAUGGUUGCAUGUGUACUUGAAACAUAGGUUAUAUGUAGGCUUUUGAAUAUUUGAUUUCAAUAUGAUCUGUUUCUUAGUAUAGGUUCAAUAUGCUUUCAAAAAUAAUGUCAGACAAACGAAGCUUCAUAUCUAAUCCCUAUCUUCAAGUAUCACUCAACAGAAAUUAAAACCCAACAUGUGAGAAAAAUAGCAAGAAACAGUUGACAGUUCUAUAUUAUUAAAGGCAGAAAAGUGAGCUAGUUUAAAAAUGAUCGUACUUGAUAAAAUGUAAAGGCAACUAAAAAAGAUGAGAAGAAAAACUAACUACCUACUACUCUCGUUUUUCUCUAAUUAGAUAUAAAUUUAGACAAUUAUAUUUUGUUUAAAUUAUGUCGAAAAGAAUGAACAUGGAGACUCCUGUAAAUUUCAUUAAUCCCAAAUUACAUCCGAAGAUAAACUGCUCUAUACCAGCAGUGGAUAAUUAUGAGGUAUCAAAUUUAGUUAGUGAAGAUUUCCUUACCAGAUCUAGAGGAUUCUUGGCCUACAGCACUGUAAAGCCUCCAGUUGAAGUUGAUUUUAUAACAAUUUGUGAUGUAAAUAUACAUUAUAUUGUAAUUGGAACAGUUAUAGGGACUCAAAGAAGUACAGGAAUUGAAAUUUUUAUAAAAAAGAAGACUCAGUUUUUAUCUAUUGGACAUGCAAAUGUAACUGCAGAUGGAGUGAUCUUUUGUAAUAAGAGACUUUAUUCAGCUAAUAAUCUUCCACAUAAUAUACCACAAAAUUACAUUAUUACUUAUUUUAAGUCAUCUAAUUUUGGUGUAACUAGUGACACAGUGCGAUUGAGAAUAUUUCGUACAGAAAAAUCAGUUCCUUGUUUAAGUAAAUUUGAGAUAUGGGGUAAAGUUUCUAAACUUUGUUCUAAUGUAACACUUCAAACAGUUUCUCAUCUUAUUUCAAACAGAAAUACAGUACAUUCAAGUUCAAAAACCCCCUUAGAAUUACCUACGCAGGAUUUUAAAAUUCCAGAUGAAUUUUUAGAUUCAUUAACUUUUGAAAUAAUGUCAAUUCCUGUAACUUUGCCAAGUGGAAACACAGUAGAUGAAAGUACAUUAGAAAAAUUUAUUGCUGUGGAAGCAUCACAAGGAAGACAACCUUCAGACCCUUUUACAGGGCAAAAGUUCACAGAAAGACAGAAACCUAUUUUUAAUGGUUCUCUUAAAAGUCGUAUCGACAUGUUUUUGUUAGAAAAUGCUCAUAAAAAAGAAACAUAUUCAUUAAAAAGGACUCUGGGGGCUCCCAAUUAUUUGAAAAGGCAAAUAGAAAAUAAUAUAAUUGAAAAGGAUGAGUUAAGUGUCAAUAAAAAAGCAAAAUGUGAUGAUAAAAAAGAUAACUUACAGAGCAGCGGUGAUAUGCUAGAAAAAUUAAUUGAAAAAACAAUGAACAAUGAGAAUUUUAUAAGAUUUACAACUGAUUUAGAAGAGAGACAAUAUAAUCACGAAAUAAAAUGUAGAAGUUGUAAUAUGAAAGAUGUUGUAUAUGAAAUUCCUUGUAAUCAUUUAUAUUGUAGAAUUUGCAUAUUGGAUAUGUGUAAAACAUUAUUUUGUAAGAUAUGUAAAAGGAAAUUUCGGCAAUGUGAUAUUAAGAAGUAUAAUUGUAAAGAUAAUAAAAAUAUUUGGAAUUUUUAAUAUCUGUUUAAUCUACUGUUGAGUUAUUUUUGUAAUUUCUAUAUUUUGUAAAAAAUGAGCAUAAUUUAUUACGGUUUGCACCGCUAAAGGCAAAUUAAAGCAUUUCAAAAGCACAUAUGUUUAUUUUGUAUUUCUAGUGCUACUACUUAUA